AUGACCGACAAGAAGAUGUCAUCCUCGAAGCGGACCGUUCUCAUCACUGGGUGCUCAGACGGCGGUUUAGGCGCCGCUCUUGCACUCACCUUCCACGAAGCUGGCCUGCACGUUUAUGCUACAGCUCGAAACCCUUCCAAAAUGUCUAAACUCGCAGCUCUAGGCAUCGAAACGCUAACGCUCGACAUAUUGUCUGAAUCUUCAAUCGCCGCCUGCAGAAGCAAACUUUCUAGCCUUGACAUUCUGGUGAAUAACGCUGGCAACCAAAUGACCAUACCUGUAUCCGAUAUCUCUAUUCCCGAGGCCAAGAACUUGUUUGACAUCAACGUAUGGGGUCACAUUGCCAUGACGCAGGCGUUUCUGUCGUUACUGGUGAAGUCCAAGGGCAUGAUUGUCAACCAAACAUCUUGUGCGUCGAUUGCUGCUAUACCAUUUGCAUCAAUAUAUUCGGCAUCGAAAGCUGCAAUGGCAAUGUUUUCGAAUACUAUGCGGCUUGAGCUGCAAGCCUUCGACAUUACCGUCGUUGAAUUAAAGACCGGAGUUGUACAAUCUAACUUGAUACAUAAUCAAAAGGAGAACAAGGAAUUGUCUUUGCCGGAAGACUCAAUCUACGCGCCUGCGAGAGAGCUGGUGGUGAAAGCGAUGCGACAAGAUGACUUUGAGGGUGUUGGUACGAGAUCGCAGCAGUGGGCAGAACUCGUUGUACAGGACUUGUUAAAGAACAGCCCGCCGCCGGUUAUUUGGAGGGGAGAACAGGCGAUGUUAGUUAGAAUUGGGACAUUGUUACCAUUCGGAAUGCUUGACGGAACAAUCAAGAAGAUGACAGGCCUGGACAAAAUUGAGGAGAAGGUGAAGAAUUAG
This is a messenger RNA of Lachnellula hyalina, 861 nucleotides long. Its product is annotated as NADPH-dependent 1-acyldihydroxyacetone phosphate reductase. Gene Ontology annotation, biological process: triglyceride catabolic process; phosphatidic acid biosynthetic process. The record is from RefSeq and is a predicted model, not a curated record. Lineage: Eukaryota; Fungi; Ascomycota; Leotiomycetes; Helotiales; Lachnaceae. The transcript is spliced from 2 exons. Gene Ontology annotation, molecular function: acylglycerone-phosphate reductase (NADP+) activity; triacylglycerol lipase activity. The coding region runs from base 1 to 861 and encodes 286 amino acids. Gene Ontology annotation, cellular component: lipid droplet; endoplasmic reticulum.